UAAGCGAUCGGUCAUUAUCGAUUGAUUUCACGGUAUUUUGCUUUGCUUUCCUUCAUCUUUUGCUUGCUUUGCUUUCACCAACUGAUCGAUCCGCAUUUUCAUGCAUCACAGUAUAAUUAUUAUUAUUGGUAUAUUUCAUACUUGCUUACUGCUAUAUAUACAAUUAAGCAAAAAAGAAAAUUAGAAAAAAAAUCCUCGAGAGCAGAGUUGGGGAAGCGAAGGAAAGGAAGAUCCAGAGAUGGAGUUACUUAUGGAUAGCGCCGGAUUUCUCAGACGUUACCGAGAAUCCCCACGACCGUUUCCAGCUGCUCUUUUUCUUCUCCAUAUUGCAUAACCCUUCCCACUCUCUCACAGUCCGUCUGCGUCAUAUAAUAUGGCUAUGCCUCUCUUCUUUUUCCCUCACUCCACUUGUUCGCUUUUUUCCUAAAUUCAAUGCUUCUCGCAUCUGGCCACAAAAUGGGCUUGUUUCUGUUCUUCCUUUCAAUUACUAGCAACAUAUGCGAGUCCAUUCAAUUAAUUCUCGUUUAAUUCACCGCAGGUCCGCAGUCACCCGUGGUUUCUUCUUCGUUUUCAAUUUUCUUGAUUCUACUUUCUUCAUUUUUGCUCUUUGAUAAGGACUCUUUGAAUCUUGGGAAAAAAUAAAAAUAAAAAAUUUAAGGAUUCCGUGAUUUGGUAGACAAGAAAUGGCAUCGUCAGUAGAUGAAGUGGUGGAAGAGAUUAUGCGAAUUCACCGAUCUUUGCCAAGCAGGCCGGGACUCGACGAGCUGGAGGCCGCCAAAGCCUUGAUCAGAAAUUUGGAGAAGGAGGACCAAGCGAGACUCGAUGCCAUUGCAAGACAAACAAAGAGCCCCGAUGUACCCGAGGAGCUCUUCAUCGUGUUACAAGAGAUGCAGAAGAGCUUAGUCUUUUUCCACGCCAAAGAGCAGAAGCGGGAAGCUUUGAGACUGCUCGAUCUCGAAAGCCUCCACUCUCUGUUCGACGAUUUUAUUCAGAGAGCUUCCAAGUGUCUGCCUUUCACUACUUCUGCUGAAGGAGGCAGUUUCUAUAAUAGACCCAAGUCAUCUGCGACUACUUCGUCGUCGAGCUUGUACUGCACCGACAAAGAUCCUUUAAUGGCUUCUAAAUUGUUCGCCAAAGAUGACAGCUAUGUGAACAAGGCUAAAUCAACAUUCUACGUGGACGGCACUGGGAUCGGGAUUGGACCCAUUGUUUCGCCCACGACCCAGAUAUUGUAUCCUUCUCUAAAACCUCCUACCACUUCUUCAGUUCAAGAUGGAGAAAAACUGAGUUUGAUCAAGCUUGCUAGUUUAAUUGAAGUGUCUGCUAAAAAGGGUACCCGAGAUCUCAAUCUUCAGAACAAGUUGAUGGAUCAAAUUGAAUGGCUCCCCGACUCAACUGGGAAGUUGUCGAGUUUGAUCACCCUAGAUUUAUCUGAUAAUCGGAUUGCGGCCCUACCAGACACCAUAGGAGGCCUUUCAUCCUUAACAAAACUGGAUUUGCAUUCAAAUAGGGUCUCGGAACUCCCAGAUGCUAUAGGAGAUCUCCUUAGCCUAAUCUAUCUAGACCUGAGUGGAAACCAGUUGUCAUCCCUGCCUGCUACCUUUGGCAGAUUGGUGCGUCUUCAGGAGCUUGAUUUGAGCUCAAAUCGGCUCUCGUUUCUUCCCGAGUCUAUAGGAUCACUCAUUAGCAUCAAGAAAUUGAAUGUAGCGACAAAUGAUAUUGAAGAAAUCCCACAUACUGUUGGUCGGUGUACUUCACUUAGGGAGCUUCGAGCAGAUUAUAAUCGACUUAAAGCUCUUCCAGAAGCUGUAGGGAAGAUUGGGACUCUGGAGGUUUUGUCGGUCCGUUACAAUAAUAUCAAACAAUUACCCACAACUAUGUCAUCUCUCUCAAACCUGAGGGAGCUUGAUGUCAGUUUCAAUGAGCUCGAGUCAGUGCCUGAGAGCCUAUGUUUAGCUACCACGCUUGUCAAGAUGAACAUAGGAAACAAUUUUGCUGAUAUGAGAUCUCUACCAAGCUCCAUUGGGAACCUUGAGAUGCUUGAAGAAUUGGAUAUUAGCAAUAACCAGAUACGGGUUCUUCCAGGCUCUUUUAGAAUGCUCACAAGACUACGUGUACUACGUGUGGAAGAAAAUCCUCUGGAAGUUCCACCCAGACAUAUAGCUGAAAAGGGUGCACAGGCUGUUGUUCAAUACAUGGCUGACCUCUUCGAGAAAAAGGAAAAAGGAGAUGUUAAGUCACAAUCGGUUAAGCAGAGAAAGAGUUGGGCUCAGAUAUGCUUCUUUUCGAGGUCUAACAAAAGGAAGCGAAAUGGUGCAGAUUAUGUGAAAGCCUGAUUGAUUACAGCAUUGAUGACUAGAAAUAUGACAUGAUAUUUGGUAGGUUGUUGAAUUGCUUCCUGGCCAAUUUGGAUAUGGCCAUAUAAAAAAAAAAAAAAAAGGAAUAUAAUUGCCAUUUAAACUGGAUUAUAGCAAUCGUUUAGGCUUUAUUACCCUAUCGUGCUGGUUUCACCACUUGCGUCAUUUGGCCCAUGGUUGAUCCUCCUCAUAAAGAGAAGUAAAGGGUAGGCCAAAAAGUAGGACUAGUGGUUAAAAUAGAUGGUAACUACCUGGGCCGAUGUUUUAAAUAUCCGGUGAUACUGCUUGUUGAUGCAUGAUUUCAUUGUUGUCUAAAUUACAGGAUAUCGGCCAUUAGCAUGGUUGAUGAAAGCAGAGAUUUCAUUGCAAUGACUGCAUCUGAUAUGGGUGGGUUUUUCAAAAUGGCUUUUACUUUUUAUGUCUUCUGAGUUGUAGAUUUCUUUCCUUCUCCCAACCUGCUUCCUUUUUUGGCGGUCAUUCUAUUUUUCGAACCUUUUCUCUUCUUUUUCUGUCAUCCUUGAGCGUUUCAGCCGGCAAUAGGGGAGGGUCGUGGGACAUCAUGUUGUAAUAUGUAUAUCUCCUCCAUUGCUAUGAAAUUUGAGUGACCUUUCUGCCACUUCCAAAAGGAUUUUUCCCGAUUCGAAAAUUUUCCCGAUUCGGAAAGAGUAUAAUAUAUCUUUUUCUAUUUCAAGGAAGUUAUUGGAAUCAAACAAUUAAAUUAUAUUUUUCUGGGACUUUGGUCGAGGGCCUUGGUCUAUCCUUGCGAUGAAGGAAGGCGUCCGUAUUUCUUCCGACUUGCAGCAGUCUACGAUAGCUGCACAUGGAAUCCCACUUAUGUCUCCAUAAAUCGAAGCACGACAAUGAUAAGAAUAUGAAUUCAGCCAUGCUUCACUUUUAAACCAUGGUCAAAUGCAAAGCCGAAGCUAAUGUGCAUGUGCUGGAGGAUAUGGCUUAGAAGACUCUUAUCUGCAGUUCGAAAUAUCAAGAUUCCUGGCAUAAAUGGGGUUCUAUACUAUAGUCCUCAGAUUCUAGAGAAAGCAGGUGUUUCAGUUCUUUUGUCAAAUAUGGGCAUUAGUUCAACCUCUUCAUCUCUCCUCAUAAGUGCUCUUACAACGGUUUUUAUGCUUCCUUGCAUAGCUCUUGCAAUGAACCUAAUGGAUAUCACUGGUAGAAGGUAAGGUUCCCUUUUGUGAGAACCCUUGAGUUCAUAGAUAUUUUUUUUCCCUUUUUUUUUUUUAGAAAUAUGAAAUUGUAGAUCAUAACAUGCAAACAUUCCUGAAGAUAGCACUCUAAAUUAUUUUCUUAUAGGUCGCUGCUACUUUACACAAUACCUAUCCUAAUAUUGUCGCUCAUUGCACUAGUGUUUAGCAGCAUUGUCAAUAAGGGGUCUGUUUUUAACGCAACAGUGUCUGCCACUGGCAUAGUGGUCUACACCUCCAUCUUUGUCAUGGCUUUUGGGGUAAUUCCUAACAUCCUUUGCUCAGAGAUCUUCUCGACUCGUGUUCAUGGCCUCUGCAUAACUAUCUGUUCUCUCGCAUAUUGGAUUGGAAAUAUCGUUGUCACGUACUCAACUCCAUUGUUGCUCACCUCCAUAGGCCUUGCUGGUCUCUUUGGUAUCUACGUUAUUGGAUGCAUCAUUUCAUGGAUAUUUAUUUUCUUGAAGGUUCCUAAAACGAAAGGCAUGCCUCUAGAAGUCAUAUGAGAGUUCUUUGCUGUGGGUGUAAUGCAAGUUGCUAAUAAUAAGGAUAAUUGACUUGAUCGUCAAA
Carya illinoinensis is the source of this 4123-nucleotide messenger RNA. RefSeq names its product plant intracellular Ras-group-related LRR protein 4-like. Bases 684 to 2336 code for a protein of 550 amino acids. Gene Ontology annotation, molecular function: protein binding. Lineage: Eukaryota; Viridiplantae; Streptophyta; Magnoliopsida; Fagales; Juglandaceae. The record is from RefSeq and is a predicted model, not a curated record. The transcript is spliced from 4 exons.